GAAGAUUUGGUGGAUUAUUCUGUGACUGAUGAACACCUAUGGACACUCUGGACAAACCAGACCGGGGAAAGCGUGGCCAGGGUCCGAAGCAUGACAGAAGGCCAUUUAAGGGGAGAUAAUUGGAGUGAGGUGAUCUUGCAUCCUCCAGAGAAUAGUGACAUCAUUGUCCCUCGCCAUGCUGACCCUCGAGAGGUCUACUUGGCCCGUAUCUUCCAUCCCCGACGCUUUAAUGUUCAGGAUAUUAGGAAGGCACUCAAUGUGUACCGUCGUUCUCUGGACAUGACUGUUACUGGGGAGAUGACGCUACAAGUGAAUACGCUCAAGGAGGAGGUAACUCUAGCAGUAGAGGAUGCUAUCCGAAAUUCUGCAGCGUCCAACGAGCUUGCGGAGGAGGAGUACUACCAGAUCCAACUUGACCAGUGGACAAAGUUCCACUCCUGCUGUGUCCAGUAUCAAGAG
This is a messenger RNA of Mizuhopecten yessoensis (Yesso scallop), 459 nucleotides long. RefSeq names its product nuclear pore complex protein Nup160-like. Gene Ontology annotation, molecular function: structural constituent of nuclear pore. The record is from RefSeq and is a predicted model, not a curated record. The annotation marks the transcript as partial. The transcript has 4 exons. Gene Ontology annotation, cellular component: nuclear pore. Lineage: Eukaryota; Metazoa; Mollusca; Bivalvia; Pectinida; Pectinidae.